Molecule: messenger RNA, 1616 nt
Organism: Nerophis ophidion (straightnose pipefish)
Lineage: Eukaryota; Metazoa; Chordata; Actinopteri; Syngnathiformes; Syngnathidae
Gene: pipox
Product: pipecolic acid oxidase
Exons: 8
Coding region: 50-1210 (386 amino acids)
Cellular component (GO): peroxisome
Molecular function (GO): L-pipecolate oxidase activity; flavin adenine dinucleotide binding; sarcosine oxidase activity
Source: RefSeq, a predicted model, not a curated record
GAGAGAAGAGGGUCCAAGGGUCCAGGUGACUAGUGACACACAGGCGGCCAUGAUGGAGGUGUAUGAGUGCAUCGUGGUGGGCGCCGGCGUGCAAGGAUCCUUCACUGCUUACCAGCUGGCCAAAAGGAAGAAGAAAUGUCUUCUUCUUGAGCAGUUCACUCUACCUCACACCAGAGGAAGCUCCCACGGUCAAAGCCGCAUCAUCCGCAAGGCGUACCAGCAGGACUUUUACACUCACAUGAUGGCCGAGGGAUAUGAGAUGUGGGCCGAGCUGGAGAGGGAGGCUGGAGUCACGCUCUUCAGGCGAACAGGACUUCUGGUGAUGGGACCCGAGAAGAGUGAGAGCUACACUGGCUUUAAGGACAGCUUGGAGAAGAACAAAGUUCCUAUGGUGGUCCUGACUCCAGAGAACUUCCAGCAACACAUCCCUAAUGUCAUCCUGGCUGAGGGCGAUGGUGCCUUUGUGGACACCACAGCUGGAGUCUUGUAUGCAGACCGGGCACUCAAGGCCGUGCAGGGCCAGUUUGAGAAGUUGGGUGGUGUCCUCAAAGACCAGGAGAAGGUGACAGACAUCAAGCCCGGCCCCAUGGUGACUGUGACCACGUCUGCUGGUGUUUAUCAAGCCAAGAGUGUGGUCAUUACUGCUGGACCUUGGGUUAACAGAGUGCUGCUCCACACUGGCAUACAGCUUCCACUUCAGGUUAUUAAAAUUAAUGUUUGCUAUUGGCAAGAAAAGAUACAGGACACAUACCAUGUGAAGAAACGCUUCCCGUGCUUCUUGCUGUCCGAGGGAGAGGAGAACAAAGACCACAUCUACGGACUGCCUUCCAAUGAAUACCCCGGUCUGAUGAAGAUUUGCUACCAUAGCGGCAGUCAGACAGACCCUGACCAGAGAGACAAGCCCACAGACAAGUCUGACAUUGACCUUCUUCGCCGCUACAUCACCAAACAUUUCCCAGGCCUCAUCCCUGAGCCGGCCCUGGUGGAGAGCUGCAUGUACACGGUAACACCUGAUCAUCAUUUUGUGCUGGACUGCCACCCUGCUUACGACAAUAUUGUAAUUGGUGCAGGAUUCUCAGGUCACGGCUUCAAGUUUGGACCCGUCGUCGGCAAGCUGCUCUGUGAACUCAGCCUGGGAGAGGUGCCCUCCUAUGACCUUUCACCUUUCAGAAUAGCACGCUUCCAGACAAUCAUCAAGUCACCCUUGUAGAAAGGACUGUCCUCCAUAUUUCAUGUGAUCAUCCAUCUCAUCUGAGAGAAAUCAACUUGCCUUAUGUCCAUCAACCGUGCAAGACUUCUUGGGGAAGGCCGAUCUUUCCAAAGAUUGAACUAUUAGUGAAAUGAAUGAAUGAAUGACUAUGAUUUAGGAUGUGAAUAGCUGAAGGAAGAAAAGUUUCAUUCAGAUCCACUUGUUAAAUGAAGAGGUUCAGCAUUAAGGUAGCAAAGUGUUAUGAUUGACUUCUUUUUUUUUUACAUGAAAUUGACUUUUUGCCUGACUCUGAUUCAGUGCACUCAACUUUUUUGAAGUUGUCUCAUUUUUGUAAACCACAAUCAACUCCAUGCUUGAUUAGAGAUGGGAAUUAAUACGAGCUUUCCGGUUGGGAUUCCACUUUCAA